GUGACGGGGGCCGCGGCGGCGGGUGGGCCCGACAUGUCCCCGCGACCCCGGCCCCGCUCAACAACAACAACAACAACAACAACAGCAGCAGCAGCAACUUAGUGUGAAGACAGCGCUGUCCGCGCCCCAUGCAGCCCCCGCUCUGACUGCCCCGUCGUGCCGGUGUCUCGGUACCAUGAGGUCGCCCCACCGCCCGCCCGGAGGAUGAAGACAACGAGGAGAAGCUGCUGCUGAUGACAGACACAAACCCGCUGGAGUAACUCAGCGGGACAGGAGGCAGCAUCUCUGAAGAGAAGGGGAAUGGGCGACCCUUCUCCAGCUGCCGAGAUGGACCGCGGCGACGAGGAGAAAGUGGAAUUGGAAGAUAUAUUGAAUAGAUUGAAGGAAGAUGGAAUUGACAUUAAAGCUUGCAGCAGAACUGAGCAUCUGUGCCAUCUUUGGCGUAUAUACCAGCGGUCUGAGGCCAUGCUGCAGGCCACCAAACAGGACCUGGAUGUGUUUCAAAAACAACAGGAUGCCGAGAUGACAGAGGUGGAUAAUUACGUGGAACACAUCCGUAACUUGUCAGUGGAGCGGGAAGCAGUGACUGCCGAGUAUGAGCAGGAGAAUGAAAUACUGAGGGUGGAACUACGACAACUGCAGUUGGAGCUAGAAACCCAAGUAAAGGAAGUGGAGGAGAUGUUGGAUCAGGAAGGACUAGCUGAUAUCGCUCAUAGUGGCCCAAGUGAACAAGUGGCCUACCUCCUGGUGGAGCGUGCUACACUGCUAGAAAAAUUGGAAUUAGCAGAGAGCAAAGUGGAGAACGUUGCAGGAAAUCACCAGGGGAUACAGUUACAGAUGGAGUUGGGCCAGAUGCAGCAAACUAUGGAAGAGGAAUUGAAACAGCAAAGGGAAUCCAUGCAACGAACAAAGGAAACCAUGGCAAAGGAUCCUAUAUCUCAACCUUCAAGUCCGUGGAAGAAGCUGUUUGGGAUCCGUCAGCAAGCAGACAGUGUUUCCAAAGACAUAGCUACCCAUGAAGUUGACUUGCAGAAAGAGCAGAAGUUACGGGAACGAGCGGAACAAGACGUGGAUGAGGCAGCGCAGCGGUUACAGAUGGCACAUGCGGACAUACGCCGACUAACAGAUGAAUUGGACAUGGAGAAAAAAGUACACAGCAGCAGUGAUACCGGAGAACUAGAUAAAGCAAAAGAAGAUAACAUCAAGUUGGAUCAGGAAAUUCUGGAGUUACGAAGUCGUGUACACUCGUUGGAUAUAGAACGGAAAUCUCUCUUAGUAACAGUGGAAAGCCUUCAAAAAAUUGAACCAAGCAGUCCACAGAACAUGGAGCAGGGCACACCAGCAUUCAAGUCUUCAGACUUCAACAUGAAUUGGGAUGAAGCUCCACAAAUGGAUGGCCAACAAUCAGACGCUCCUGUGCCAACUGUUCGUAAGAAAAAAAGAUCUACUGGAUCUGCGUAUACUAAGGAGAGCCAAAACAUAGAUUACGAAUCAGAAUCAAUUCUGCCAGAACUGUUGCAUUACGAUGGUCAGCAUCCAAGAACAGAGGAACUCCACAAAAGGUGCCACCAUGAGAUUAGUCGCCUUGAAUCCAAGAAUCAUGAGUUGCAACGCAAGAUGCAUAGACUGCAGCAAGAACUUGAAGAGGUGACGCUGAGGAAUGAGUCUCUUGAGGCUGCAAUGGAAAAUCUCCGCAGUCGCCCAAAAGAUGCCACAGACUGUGAAAAGGAAAUACUCAGAGUUAAGAUCGGCAGCAUAGAAACUGAUUAUGCAAAACUGAAGCGAAAGUACAAGGAACUUAAAGCCAAAAAUCAUGAUCUGGGUAAAGACCAAGAUGCUCUAGAGACUAUGCAGAAGAGUCACGAUGCAUUGGAGGGUGCACAACUGAGGCUUGAAGACGAAAUAAAAAGGCGGGAGUAUUUUGAAUCAGCACUAGCAGCUGCCGAAGAUGCAAAAAUACGAGAAGAGGAGGAGUUGGAAGCUUUCAGAACUCAAGUGCACCAUCUGAAUGUGGAGCUGAAAGAUUGUCGUGCAUCAACGGAUCAGAAUCAAGCAUUAAACGGACUCAUUGACAGGUUGAAGAAUGAGAACUGUGCUCUAGAACAGAAGUUGAACACAGUGGUGGGGGAUUACAAUGAUGUAUGCAAGAGCCAAAAUGAGACAUCAUACGAUCAGAAAGAUGUGGAGGAGAGGUAUCUGUGCCAGAUAGCUGAAUUGAAAUGCACCAUACUCAAACUCCAAGAAGCAUUAAACAGCAACACGAUGACUGAAUCUUCGGACACGAAAGUGGAAUGCCUGCAGCAGCAGCUUUGCGCGGUUCUGAAGGAGAAUCAGCAGCUGAAUCAGGAGAAGCUUGUCUUACGGCAGCAGUUCUGCACCAACCAGCAGGGCAGCCAGAUUCUCAAUCAAGAGUACGCAAACCUGCGGCAGCAACUCGUCUGUUAUCAGCAGGAAAACAAGAUUCUCACACAGGAGAACUGCACGGUACGGCAACAGCUGGCGUGCUGCCAGAAAGAGAACCAGCGCUUGACGCAGGAAGUAUGUAACAUUCAGACACAGCUGAACGACCUUCUGCACUCCAAAGAAAAGGUGGAAGACAGCAUUAAUCAGGUGCAGCUCCAGGCUCUGAAGAUGGAAAUGAGCCACUUGCAGUCUUCGCUAGAGUUUGAACAGAAAAAUUCUUGCCAGCAGAAACAAACCCUGGAGUUGCAGCUGGAGGAAGCAAACAACAGGAUGAAGUCGCAAGAUGCCUUGCUGGCCCAACAUGCUGAAGAGUCACGUCAACUGCGGCAGGACUUGCAGAGGGUGCAUAAUCUGUGCAGCACAGCUGAGAAGGAACUGAAAUACAAGAGGGAUCAACUCAUGGAGCUGCAAAAGCAAAACUCUCUCCUUGAUCAGGAAAAUACCAGGCUGAACAUGGAUGUUAAAGCCAUACAGUGCAGGCUGUCAGAGAUGGAUAAACACAUUUUAAUGUUGAAAUCAGAAUGUGAAAUUAAACAACAGAGACUAAAAGAACUGGAAAUGGAUUCUGGCAAGACUUUCCACCUCGCCAAACAGUUAAAGUGUAUGCAAGAUGAACUUGGAGCAGAAAAGAACAGAAACAUGUGUGCAGAGAAAAAGGCUGCAGAGCUGCAGCAACAACUCAACUGCAUUCAACACCAACUACGACUCUCGGAAGCUCGAAGCAAGGAGCGGGCAACGCUGGAAGCUGAACUGAAGGAAAGCAGGGAAGCCGCAGCCAAGCUCAAGAACCAGCUACAAGAGGAAUGCAUUCAGAGGAAGCUUGCGGAUCAGAAUACAGGGGAGCUGCAGCAGCAAAUAAAAUCAAUGCAAGAAAAGGAAGGGUGUUUGUCCCGAGGCAAAUGCGACCUUCAGCUGCAGUUGCAGCAACAGGAGGCACGGCUGCAGGUUUUGGAAGAAGAAAAGGAGGCCAUUUGUUCUGAGAAUCAAUGUCUGCAAAAGGCUAACAAGAAGUCGGCCGAUGAUCUGUGCGCACGCAAACAAGAAGUAGACAAGCUUAAGGAAGAAAUGCAGAAUAUUCUUCAUCAUUGGAUACGCAAAUCAGAACCUAUGAUGAGAAACAAGUGAGGCACAAACAGAAACUGCGCAAAGCUAAAGAGAUCUUUAUCCGUGAAGUGAUGCUGCGAGAUGGGAAAUAAACAUCUGGAAACAGAGGUCAAAUUGAUGAAAAACCUGAUGGAUAAGGAACAUGCCUGGAACAUGAAGGUUACUUAUGAAAAUGACCUGCUCCUUGUUGAAAAGAGAGAACUUCUACAACAGUUAAAUGAGCAGGAUAAUUCCACACGGAACAACAGUCCAUCCGCCUGUAACACGAAGCACAGAUCUUCCAACUCUAAUGCGCCACACAUCGUCACCAACAAGAAAUUGCGACAAAUCUCAAAAGAAAUC
Molecule: messenger RNA, 3909 nt
Organism: Amblyraja radiata (thorny skate)
Lineage: Eukaryota; Metazoa; Chordata; Chondrichthyes; Rajiformes; Rajidae
Product: coiled-coil domain-containing protein 30
Exons: 26
Coding region: 301-3588 (1095 amino acids)
Source: RefSeq, a predicted model, not a curated record